Molecule: messenger RNA, 270 nt
Organism: Auanema sp. JU1783
Lineage: Eukaryota; Metazoa; Nematoda; Chromadorea; Rhabditida; Rhabditidae
Source: the annotation of a GenBank genome assembly
AUGUUUCUAGAUGAUGUCCAGAAGUCGCGUCAGUUGAUGUUAAAAAAUAACAAUAAUAAUGCAAGGCAUACUAAUAAAGACCAACCGCAGUGCUCAGACUCCAGGAGCGUUAGUUUGGUUCUAUCCUUAGAAACACAGGGAUGUUUAACCACAUUCGUGCCGAAUAAUUCUGCAAAUGGAAACCCAAUCAUCGCAGUUUUCCCCAGGAUCCAACCAGAAGAAGAGAAGGAUCCCAGUACAAACGUACAAAUUAAUACGUCUAAUCAGUAG